UCUUCUUCUUCUUCUUCUUCUCUGUUUCUUUUGCUUUUGUUUCUUCUUCUUCUUCGUGUCGUCGUCACUAUUUGAAUCUGAUUUUUGUCUCUGUUCCUUUCUCAAUCUUCUUCUUCACCCGAAUCUGAUUCUUUCUCACGCUUUUCUCGAUUUUUUUCAAAUCUCAACGGGAAGCUAUCUCCAAUUCUUCUUGUUUCUCAAUUUUGAAUCUCCCUAAAAUCUCGAGCUCUGUCGUCUAGUGACAAUUGGGGGUUUUUUCUCAGCUCCGAUUCACCGAUUUUUCCGAUCUAUUCAGGAAGCUAUAGAUUCGAUUCUGGAUUUCUCAACGGAUUUGCUGCAUAAUCGAGUAGAUUAUGGCGAAGCGUGGAUAUAAGCUCCAGGAGUUUUUGGCACAUUCUGCAAAUGUGAAUUGCUUAAGUAUUGGAAAGAAGACAUCACGUCUCUUUAUAACUGGUGGUGAUGAUUACAAAGUCAACCUUUGGGCGAUCGGCAAGCCUACUUCUUUAAUGAGUCUAUGUGGACAUACUAGUGCAGUGGAUUCAGUAGCUUUUGACUCCGCAGAAGUUUUGGUGCUCGCUGGAGCUUCUUCCGGUGUGAUAAAGCUGUGGGAUGUAGAAGAAGCAAAGAUGGUUCGAGCUUUUACUGGACAUAGAUCCAAUUGUUCUGCUGUUGAAUUUCAUCCCUUUGGUGAAUUUUUGGCAUCGGGAUCAAGUGACGCGAAUCUAAAGAUUUGGGACAUCAGAAAAAAGGGAUGCAUACAGACGUACAAGGGUCAUACUCGUGGCAUCAACACUAUUAGAUUUACUCCUGAUGGUCGUUGGGUAGUGUCAGGAGGACUUGACAAUGUUGUAAAGGUAUGGGAUUUGACUGCUGGAAAGCUUUUGCAUGAAUUUAAACUUCAUGAAGGAGCUAUCCGUUCACUAGACUUCCACCCACUCGAGUUCCUCCUAGCCACAGGUUCUGCAGACAGGACUGUAAAGUUCUGGGAUUUGGAAACGUUUGAAUUGAUUGGAUCUACCCGACCAGAGGCUACUGGAGUUCGUUCAAUCAAAUUUCAUCCGGAUGGGCGAACCCUUUUUUGUGGUUUGGAUGAUAGCUUAAAGGUUUAUUCAUGGGAACCAGUAGUUAGCCAUGAUGGUGUUGAUAUGGGAUGGUCAACGCUUGGUGACUUAUGCAUCAGCGAAGGGAAGCUCCUGGGUUGUUCGUACUACCAAAAUUCCGUAGGGAUUUGGGUGUCAGAUAUAUCACAAAUUGAGCCAUAUGGCACUGGAUCUGUGGAUAAAAAGGAAUGCGUGGAGAAAAUACUCAGUGCACUGGAUGAUCAGUCCUCUGAUAAAAUAAGGAGUAGCUCAAGGCGCAGCUCAUCUCCAGAUUAUGAGACAAAAGAGAUCAAAAACAUAUACAUCGACUGUGGAAAUUCGGCUGUUGCACAUAAGUCAGUAUCUCUAAUUACUCCGAAAGUCAAAGAAACUUCGACUGGACAAGAAGGGGACAAUAAAUCUAUCAUAGUGCAAAGUGUUGUACCACGAGAUAGUAAAAUUGGGAAAGACUCUUCUGAUUCAGGAAAGGAAUCUAUCACUUUAUUAAAAACAAAACCGGGCAUGCUGCUGAGACCAGCUCAUGUAAGAAAGACGCCAACAAAGUAUGAUGAAACCAAGCAGUCAGUGGCCAUUCAAUUCGGGAUUCCAAAGAAAAGUGGAUCGGACAGUGAGAAGAAGCUAGAUACUGGGACGGCAUUUGAUUCAGAAAGAAGUGUCAGGAAACCAUUUAAUGUUGACGAUUCAAUCAUCAAGAGUAUAACCAGCAAGUUUGAACAAGCUUUAUUACCAGAAUCACCAACUGAUGAAGCGAAAUGUAUGGUGCUGAAACCACCUCAUGUACAGAGAUCACCAAGUACUAGAUAUAAUGAGGCAAAAUUGGCGACAUCUGUUGAUUCUGGAGCUUUAGACAGUAAAAACAGUGGGUUAGAGUCCUCAAAAUACAUAGAAUCACCAACAGGGCUCAAGGAUGACAGAGGUAGUAACCCGUGUGAGGACGUUAUCGAUAACAAGAGCAUUUCAAGCAGGUCAGAAAGAGUUCUAUCACCAGAGAAAGCUGGUGAUGAAAUGAAAAGCCUUGAAUCCCCAGAAGGUAACAAAGAAUCAAACUCCGUCAAGGUUGUUAGAGGAGUAAAAGUUGUUUCGGGAAGGACGCGGUCAUUGGUUGAGAGGUUUGAAAGAGGAGAAAAAGUUACUCAUACUGAAGAUAAAGCAGCCAGUGCAACAAUAGUUCAGAGCUCUGAUGCUGUAGAGGAAGAACCCCAGACAGCAUCAGUACAGGCAGUCAGUAUGACGCCCACCCAGGUAAUGCCAGUUAAACUUGAUCAGGCAACUAACUCGAUGCCAGUUGAAGUUUCUGUGUUAUCAACACGACGAACUAGGAGUACUCCAGUCAGAGUGAUGCCUGUGGUACUCGGUCGGGACACUUAUAUGGCAACUGAUGAGCCUCCUGUAACAUCAACACGACCUGAUAGGACUUCUUCUACUAAUUUGGCAUCUGAUGUGUCUUGUGUAACAUCUACACGACAACCUAGGACUUUACCAGCUCCAGUUAUGCCUGAGAUAGUCGAUCAGAUAUCAAAUAUGGAAUCUAAUGAGCCUCCUGUAACAUCAACACAACCUGAUAGGACUUCUACUAUUUUGACAUCUGAUGAGUCUGAUGUAACAUCAACACGACAAGCUAGGACGUCUCCAGCUCCAGUUAUGCCUAUGAUACUCAAUCAGACAUCAAAAAUGAAAUCUGAUGAGCGUCCUGUAACAUCAACACGACCUGAUAGGUCUUCAGCUACUAAUUUGAUAUCUGAUGAGUCUCCUGUAACAUCCACCCGACAAGCUAAGACUUCUCCAGCCCUAGUUACGCCUGUGAUACUCAAUCAGCGUAAAAAAACUAACAUGAAAUCUGAUGAGCCUCCUGUAAUAUCAACAAGACAAGUUAGGACCACUUCAGCGCGAGUAAUGCCUGUGAUACUUAAUCAAGCAUCUAAUACAUAUGAUGAGCGUCCUGUAUCAUCUUCACGAUCAGCUAGGACGUCUCCAGCCCGUGUAAUGACAAUGAAACUCACUCAAGUAGAAAAUAUGCCAUCUUAUGAGCCUCAAGUUGCAUUAACACGAUCAGCUAGGAACUCUCCUGCCCGUGUAAUUCCUGUGAGAAACAGUCAAGCAAGUAACUUGACAUCUAAUGCAUCUAAUAUAAGAUCAAGGCAACGAUAUAGCCCAACGCAAACACUGUCAACACCUGCAGCACUUGAUCAGGUGACUGAUAUGACACUGGAUGAGGCAUAUAUAUCAGAAACGCAACCAGCUUCUGAUAUUUUGACCCAGAAAGAAGAGCCUCAGAUAUCUGGGAGGGAGAAUGAUGGUGACAUUUGGGAGACUUUAAUGGAAACGCAUAAUGAGGUGUUAAACACUCUUCAAUCAAGGUUAACAAAAUUACAGAUUGUAAGACAUUUUUGGGAACGUAGUGAUAUUAAAGGUGCGAUCAUGGCCUUGAGAAAGCUGUCAGAUCACUCUGUUCAAGCAGAUGUGAUCAGUAUUCUGACUGACAAAACAGAGAUUUUAACAUUGGAUCUGUUUUCUCAGUUAGCACCCGUCCUCACAGGCUUGUUGGGCAGCAGGACUGAGAGGCCUGUAAAUGUCUCCUUGGAAAUGCUCUUGAAGCUUGUAGCAGUGUUUGGUACAGUAAUACAAUCAACUGUUUCAGCACGACGAGUUGUUGGCGUUGAUCUUCAUGCAGAAGAAAGGUUACAGAUCUGCCAAAGUUGUUCUGCUGAAUUGCAAAAGGUUCACAAGAUUCUUCCACUACUCACAAGGCGAGGUGGUCUCAUAGCAAGAAAGGCUCAAGAACUAAACCUAGUUCUUCAAACACCAUAGCUCCAGAUUCAGAUUUUCGGAUUCAGGCCUCUCCGUGAUUUUUCCAAUCUGUACAUUAUGAAGAAACUGUCUUCAUGUUCCUUCCGGCGAUUUUCCAUCUGUUGCAUUGAAGACUCAUCGAUCAGUCACAGUUUCUUUUGGCGGAUUUUGUGAGAUAGUCGCCCAGGAAGAACACGGAAAACACUCUGCGAACAAUCGGUAUAUGCUGUAAAUCAAUCAAUCUCUUGGGGAUUGAAGUUGUUGUGCUUCUUUAGAUUAUUGAUUCAGCGAAAUCUCAAAUGUUUAGCUAAAAUAUCAAUUACAAUGUCUCUCUCCAUGUGAAUGUAAUAUGCAAUCCUAAUGAGAAGACACCAUCGGUAUAUGAAUUAUAUUUGGCAAUCUACUACUUUUGGUCCUCCGA
This is a messenger RNA of Capsella rubella, 4308 nucleotides long. RefSeq names its product katanin p80 WD40 repeat-containing subunit B1 homolog. The record is from RefSeq and is a predicted model, not a curated record. Gene Ontology annotation, cellular component: katanin complex. Gene Ontology annotation, biological process: microtubule severing; microtubule depolymerization. Lineage: Eukaryota; Viridiplantae; Streptophyta; Magnoliopsida; Brassicales; Brassicaceae. Gene Ontology annotation, molecular function: microtubule binding. The transcript has 19 exons. The coding region runs from base 354 to 3908 and encodes 1184 amino acids.